This is a messenger RNA of Ceratosolen solmsi marchali, 1504 nucleotides long. RefSeq names its product 2-acylglycerol O-acyltransferase 2-A. The transcript is spliced from 7 exons. Lineage: Eukaryota; Metazoa; Arthropoda; Insecta; Hymenoptera; Agaonidae. Gene Ontology annotation, cellular component: endoplasmic reticulum membrane. Gene Ontology annotation, molecular function: diacylglycerol O-acyltransferase activity. Bases 360 to 1436 code for a protein of 358 amino acids. The record is from RefSeq and is a predicted model, not a curated record. Gene Ontology annotation, biological process: triglyceride biosynthetic process.
GUACAAAUUGUGUAAAAGAAAGUGUAUGACAUUGUGAAGUUUCUUACAUUAUAUUAAAUAAUCAGCGAGAAAGUUUUACAUAUUGGAAUGAUAAUGAUUUGAUUAUAUGCGUAAUUAGUGAGUUUUCUAAAGUAUAUGGUAUCUGAGAUAUUUGGAUAAUCAUAAUAUUGAAAUGGUAUCUAAAAUGAAUAAGUAAAGUGGCGCUCGAUAACGUUGGACCGAUCACAUCUACCGAAUAAUUGCAAAUAAAAUAAAUCGUCGUGGAUGAUCAGUCACUCAAAUUCUAAUCUCCUCCAUAAGACUUAGAGAAGAAGCGGCCGGGUUUAUUUAGCCAAUGAAGGCAGAGGUAAACUCAGAGUAUGAAGCUACCCAAGGUAGAAUUCGCACCGCUACACGUGCCCUUGGAACGGAGACUCCAGACCCUCGCAGCUGCCGCUUGGUUCUUCGUCAGCGCGUUCGGUGGUCCACUCUCCUGGUGCGUGACAAUCCUCACUUUACUAUUCGGACGCCAGUGGUUGAGGAUCAUCUUCGUCUGCUACCUCCUCUUCGCUUACUACGAUCAGGACACGCGACUCAACGGGGGCCGAAGGAAAUCAUUGUAUUUGCGAUUUAGGAAUUUUAUAUGGUGGCAUUACUUCUGCAAUUAUUUUCCUAUUAAAGUAGUAAAAACUGUUGAUCUUGAUCCAACGAGAAACUAUCUUUUUUGUUCAUUUCCACAUGGUGUUUUAGCAACUGGCGUGACCGGUGCUUUUGCAACAAAUGGUAUUAACUGCGCAAAAAUAUUUCCUGGAUUGGAUUUUAGACUUUUAACACUCGACCAACAUUUUCAAACGCCACUCUUUAGAGAAUAUGUUUUGAGUUUCGGCGUAUGCAGUUGUAAUGCAGAAAGUAUAAAUUAUCUUUUAUCGACAAAACCAACGGAAAAUGAUGGGCCCACCGAAGAUCCGGUGCAAGGACGAGCUGUUAUCCUAAUUGUUGGUGGCGCUGCAGAAGCUUUGAAGUCCAAACCACAUACUUACAAUAUAUUGGUGAAAAAAAGAAAAGGUUUCGUGAGGAUCGCACUGAAAAAUGGAGCACCACUAGUACCAGUUUUCUCAUUUGGAGAAACGGAUCUUUACGAUCAGUUCCAUAAUCCAGAAGGAUCUCUUUUAAGAAAGUGCCAAGAUUUUAUAAAGAGAGUUACAGGAAUCGCACCAGUUAUUCCAAUCGGUCGUGGCUUCUUUCAAUACUCAUUUGGUUUAGUACCGAAUAGAAAACCAAUUCAUGUAGUAGUGGGAAGUCCUUUAGAGAUUCCAAAAAUAGAAAAUCCAACUAAUGAAGACGUUGAUAAAUAUCAUACAAAAUUUACUGAAAAACUUAUCGAACUAUUUGAAAUACAUAAAAGUAAAUAUAUAAAAGAUUAUGAAAAUGUUUUCCUAAUCUUAGAUGAUAAAUAGUACGAUUGAUUAUUUUUCUCAUAUUGAAGCUUGUACGAUGUACAAAAAAAUAAUUUAAUAAAUAUUAU